CCCAUGAUUCCUCAGCUGUUGUUGUGCAAAGUUGCAGGCUUGUAAGUUACAGACGUCUGGUUUUUGCUUGAUGCACCAAAAAAGCCGCUUUCCGACUAAAUAUUUUCGUUCAACCAUGGCUUAAAAAGCGAUACUGCCCUUGUUUAUUGGUACUCAAGUUAAACAGGUGAACCGUAAUUUUCUUCGAUACGAAGAAGACGUGACCUACGUUCGCGAUCGCGCCAUCGAAUCGAAAAGACAACUCGAGCGGACCCUGAGCGAACCAAACGACGAUGGACAUGAAGCGGAAGUUUAACGAGUCUAUUCACGAUGAUGAUAGCGAUUGUGAUCAGUCAGAAGUCGGAGAUGCCGAGUCUCUCAGAGAUUCUGGUGAUAGCAAAGGAUUCCAGAAAGGAGCCAUAAAGCAGAACCAUAGUGAAAUUGAGAAAAGGCGCCGUGAUAAGAUGAACACUUACAUCAAUGAGCUAUCUACAAUGAUCCCAAUGUGUAAUGCAAUGUCUCGCAAGCUGGAUAAGUUAACAGUUCUGAGAAUGGCUGUGCAACAUAUGAGGGCUCUGCGAGGUAGAGCCGUCCCUUUUACGGAGACCAAUUACAAGCCAGCCUUCUUAUCUGAUGAGGAUCUAAAAAACCUUGUGCUUGAAGCAGCUGAUGGCUUCUUGUUCGUAGUUGGAUGUGACAGGGGGCGUAUACUCUAUGUGUCAGAUUCUAUACAAAACUCACUCUAUCUGUCACAGCUUGAUUUAGUGGGAAACAGUUUUUAUGAUCAAGUGCAUCCUAGAGAUGUGGCAACCAUCAAGGACCAGCUGUCAUCCCUUGAGGGGACCCCCAAGGAGAGACAAGCCCAGGAAGCUGCUAAAAACAUCAACAUCUCUCCAAAAAUAGAGACGAACAAAAAUCAGGGGCAGAUGUGUUCUGGAGCACGAAGAUCGUUCUUUUGCCGUAUGAAGUGUGGGGUAAAGAUCAAGAAAAGUAAAGCAGACGAUUCAGACUCGACACCAGAACCAUGCAUUAUGAACCGCAAGAGCAAGGCCAAGCAAGUUGGUAACUCCGAUAAGAAGCAGUUCUCGAUUGUUCAUUUCACCGGUUACCUAAAGUCUUGGCCGCCGACUGGUGGCUCUGAGGACGAAGAGGACGAAGACAACGACGCGCGAAACCUUAGCUGUCUCGUGGCCGUCGGAAGGCUCGUCGAGGUUUCCGAUGAGAUGACGGACUUUUCCCGACCGGAUGUCGCCAAGCAGUUCACCUCGCGACAUUCAAGCGACGGAAAGUUUAUCUACGUGGACCAGAGGAUUGUGUCAAUAUGCGGCUACUUGCCUCAAGAAGUUAUUGGUACGUCAGGGUAUGACUACUUCCACCCGGAGGACCUGGAGAUCGUGGCACAGUCACAUAAGAGCGCGCUACAGGGAGAGACCGCCGUAUCCUCCUACAGGUUCCUCUGUAAAUCAGGUCACUAUAUUCCUCUGAGAACAAGGUCAACUCUGUUCCGUAAUCCAUGGACGAAAGAGAUCGAGUUUCUUGUAUGCACCAACGAUGUCCUCACUGAGUUUGACUUGCCGCCGCAAAGCAACACCGUGGUAGUACCUCCAACAAGCCAGAGGCCGAUCCUUCCAGCCCCGAGUCCACAGACACUCAUGACCAUGCAGAAUUCGAAACCGGGAGUCAAGCAGCUAUUGGAGGUGCUUCAGAGGCAGCAGGGUAAGGGUGGGAAGAAAGGACGAGCAUUUCAGUACCCUUCAUCGGAGGAUGGGGAGGCGUCCACCCCUAAACCAUCCAUGAUUGGCAUCCUUCUCGCUGAAGAAGCACAGGUUGAUGAGCAGUCGACAAAACGGCAACCCGUGGUUCUCGGCAGUUCAUUGCCGUCCUCUACCACUGGCUCGGUUACAGGAGGCUACAGCGCGGGUCCUGAAAGCAUUGGGAGCAGUAUCGACUUCAGUAUGAUGAACCCUGGCAUGUCAACCAUGAGCGACUCGAGACUGCCUCUCUACCCUCAAAGCGACAUGGGAUCGGUGCAGUCGGCAAAGUUUUCCCGCGGUUCGUACGGGAUGCCGGAAAUGACACAACCUCACUUGCUUGAGCAGGUGAUUAGUAUGCAGCAUGCAAUCGAGUCUAUGGAAAGUCCCAUGCAGCAAAGCGAGGAGAGCAUGGCGGUUUUCAUGAACAUUCUAGAAGAAGAUGCCGGUCUUGGAGGGGAAUUCAAUGACUUGACCUUCAAAAGUAGUAAUAACUAAACUUUUAAGGCCUGACUAAAUAUGGAUCGCUGUAGCAAAUGUUUUCUAACGAUUCUAUUUUAGCUAGCGCUAUAUUAAGGGAAAUUGCAAAAACGUUUGUAGCCGGCGACAUGAGAAUGUUCCUUGACUAUUAGAGACUAAAAACUUUUGUAUCUCAGCUACUGGAUCUAGCGUGCGCUAUGAAGUUUUCUCCGGCUGGCUGAACUAGAAAACAUCUCCUACCAUAUAUCAUGUAUCCUAAUUUAGCCAGGCCUUUACUGGAAUCCUUUUUCUGUACAUACAUGACGCUUUUUUCCCGAGAUAUAGCAUUCGUGAAGACUAUUAAAGCGUUCGCGAAACAUA
Molecule: messenger RNA, 2570 nt
Organism: Nematostella vectensis (starlet sea anemone)
Lineage: Eukaryota; Metazoa; Cnidaria; Anthozoa; Actiniaria; Edwardsiidae
Product: protein cycle
Exons: 13
Coding region: 273-2228 (651 amino acids)
Biological process (GO): regulation of transcription by RNA polymerase II
Cellular component (GO): aryl hydrocarbon receptor complex; transcription regulator complex; cytoplasm
Molecular function (GO): DNA-binding transcription factor activity, RNA polymerase II-specific; protein dimerization activity; RNA polymerase II cis-regulatory region sequence-specific DNA binding
Source: RefSeq, a predicted model, not a curated record